Molecule: messenger RNA, 1998 nt
Organism: Theileria orientalis strain Shintoku
Lineage: Eukaryota; Apicomplexa; Aconoidasida; Piroplasmida; Theileriidae
Exons: 4
Coding region: 1-1998 (665 amino acids)
Source: RefSeq, a predicted model, not a curated record
AUGUCUGAGAAAUUAUACACAGUCAACAUAUGCAAUAAAACUAGCUUCAUUUUGUUCAGACAUAGUCACAGAAUUCGGCACGGAAGCUGGGUUACAUGGCUUCCAGAGAAAAUUAAACCAUCAUCAAGUGUAUCUGUAUCUUUCAAAAAUAGUAGAUCAGGCCACUCCUGUAGGUCCACCUUGCAGUAUGGAGCGAUUCUCGAGGGGAUUUUGCACAUUUUCGAGUUCAGACUGGAGAAAUCGUCUGAUAGUGACGACUACUACUGCUGUUUCAAGCCUGUACAAAAAAGAGAUAACGUUGUGACCAAUGACAGUUUUAAGUUGCUUAACAAUGUUCCGGAGAACAUAUGUAAAAUAAAUAUACAAAUUAUAGACCCGAACAAGGCCAGUUUCAUAGAGAGUUCCGAGACCAUAUAUAUAGUAAACAUUGAGGAGACUCCAGAGGGAUACGCAUACGUGGCUUCGCUCAGAAACAAGUUCAACUCGAAGGUCUCGAUGCUACAGGAGCAGUACCACAAGUGGAGCCACAGUUACUUCGUCGGCAUGGAGCUGAUGAACCUGUACAAACGCGCCCCCUCGGACUUCUGCUGGGACUACAGCAGGCUCGACCUCAUCAACAACCUGAGGAAGUCGAACGUUUCCGUGCUCGUCAGGAUCGUGAAUUUGACCAGAAAGGAGAUGAGGCUGGGCCUGAGCGCCUCGAACAUUCACAAGAGCUGCGUUUUGGAGGAGGGCGUCUGGGUUGGCUUCCCGAACGAGGAAAUUGGACGGAUGUGCGGAACCGAGUUCGGGUCGAAGACCGGGGGCUUCCUGGGCGGAACGAUGGGCCGCUGCGUUUACUCCAUUCUCGGCGAGUCCGGAAGCCUCACCUUCACCUGGGACCGGCCCUCAAUAGGCCCCUUCUCCGCCAAGUGCAAGCACUCGCUGAACAAGUACUCCGUCAUAGUCCACACUGAGUCCUCGAAUCACUCUACUGCCAUAUUCCACAUCAUAGACAAUCUUUCAGCGCCCAUACAAAUAUUGAGUGCGAGAGCGGUGUCUCCGAGGCUCACAAGUAAGUAUAAUGGGCCGAAGCUGCUUCAAAGGUACCUCGACCCUGGCACUGCAAUUCAGCCGAGCGGUUCCGACACCAGUGUCGAUGAACUGAUAAUCACCCCCUUCCUAACAAAGCUGCAGGGCUCGCAAGGGUCAAACGGGGGCCUUAGUGACCCAAGUAGCGUUGAUUUGCCUAAUACGGAUCUAUUCGUGAAAAGCCCAAAGCACUUUUUUGGCAGCGUUAACUCCACCAAUAUCAACUCCCCGAUAAACAAAGUUCCCCCGGACAGCAGCAUUUACAUCGAGUGGAUGAUCGGCAAUGAGAUAUUUUGCAAAUUGUUUAAGUUUGACGAGAAGAUACACCUGAGUUCCUCAGUUAUUUCCGGAGUCUCUGACAACAAGGCCGUGGUACUCAACUCAGUGCUCCUGAGAUUGGACUUCCGUUCAAUGUUUAGGACCGGGGACUCGGACAAGGUGGCGAAACUUUCAAAUGGCGAUGCUGAAGGCCUGACCAGACCGUAUUUGCGAACUUUUAAGCAGGAGGAGCUGCUGGACUACGUGGUCGUAAUAUUCCACUCAGUCUGCGACGCGUUCCAGCCCUAUAUAAACAAGUGUAUGACCAAAAAGUUCGGAGUCGAUUGGCUAAAAUAUUGCAAGUUGCCUUCGGGGCACAUUUGGAAGAACCAGGAAACCGUCAGAAUCGACCUUGAGGGGAUAGUGUACAUAGUCACCGCCUACUGGAUGGAAAUCUUCGAACAUGUUCUGCUGGAGACUACACAUUUGAACAUUAUACAGACCGCAGCUAUUUACUGGGCCAAUCAGGAGUUGCAACGAUUCGACUCCAACUACGUUUGGGAUGUUUUACAAUCCGCAAAGGUGCUACUUCAGAAACUUAAGGCUGAUAGCUACCUUAAAAACAUCGAGUUUAUUUCCAACAAACUUGUUCAAUCCCAAUCAAUUUAA